Messenger RNA from Nothobranchius furzeri (turquoise killifish), 2372 nucleotides. RefSeq names its product tubulin, gamma 1 (gene tubg1). The record is from RefSeq and is a predicted model, not a curated record. Gene Ontology annotation, biological process: mitotic spindle organization; mitotic cell cycle; microtubule nucleation. Gene Ontology annotation, cellular component: cytoplasm; centrosome; spindle. NCBI's taxonomy places the organism in Eukaryota, Metazoa, Chordata, Actinopteri, Cyprinodontiformes, Nothobranchiidae. Gene Ontology annotation, molecular function: GTP binding; structural constituent of cytoskeleton.
AUAUUGGCAGACUUCACAGCGACACUCCUUCGAUGAGUAUUCGUGGUUGUUUAUACGGCUCAUGCUUCGGUAAUACGUAAAGGAGUGGACAUAGUAACAAGCGGGAAGGAGCGGGCUAGGAGUGGUUUAGCGGUGGGAACUAUACAUUUAGCCGUGUAUUUAGCUAAUAAACAGGCUAGCUAAAUAGGGAGCAAAUAAAGAGCGAUCAUGCCGCGGGAAAUUAUUACUCUUCAGCUGGGACAAUGUGGAAAUCAAAUUGGAUUCGAGUUUUGGAAGCAGCUGUGUGCAGAACAUGGCAUCAGCCCGGAGGGCAUUGUGGAGGAGUUCGCCACUGAAGGGACUGAUAGAAAAGACGUGUUUUUUUAUCAGGCUGAUGACGAGCACUACAUCCCUCGUGCUGUUCUUCUGGAUCUUGAGCCCCGUGUCAUCCACUCCAUCCUUAACUCCCCCUAUGCCAAUCUGUACAACCCAGAGAACAUCUACCUGUCUGAGCAUGGCGGAGGUGCUGGGAACAACUGGGCCAGUGGAUAUUCACAGGGCAAAAAGAUUCAGGAGGACAUCUUUGACAUCAUUGACCGAGAGGCAGACGGGAGUGACAGCUUGGAGGGAUUCGUCUUGUGUCAUUCGAUCGCUGGGGGGACAGGCUCAGGACUGGGAUCGUAUCUGCUGGAGAAACUUAAUGACAGGUACCCAAAGAAGCUGGUACAGACAUACUCUGUCUUCCCAAACCAGGAUGAGAUGAGCGACGUGGUUGUUCAGCCGUACAAUUCGCUGCUCACGCUGAAAAGGCUCACCCAGAAUGCAGACUGCGUGGUGGUGCUGGACAACACGGCCCUGAAUCGCAUCGCCACAGACAGGCUGCACAUCCAGAAUCCUUCCUUCUCUCAGAUCAAUCAGCUGGUUUCUACAAUCAUGUCUGCCAGCACGACCACUCUGAGAUACCCAGGCUACAUGAACAAUGACCUUAUCGGUCUGAUCGCAUCGCUCAUCCCCACUCCUCGACUCCACUUCCUCAUGACUGGAUACACGCCACUCACCACUGACCAGUCGGUUGCUAGUGUGAGGAAGACCACAGUUCUGGAUGUGAUGAGGAGGCUUCUGCAGCCCAAGAAUGUGAUGGUGUCCACAGGAAGAGAGAGGCAGCCUAGCCACUGUUACAUCGCCAUCCUCAACAUCAUCCAGGGAGAGGUUGACCCCACGCAGGUGCAUAAAAGCCUCCAAAGGAUCCGCGAGCGCAAACUUGCCAACUUCAUUCCCUGGGGACCCGCCAGCAUCCAGGUGGCUUUGUCCAGGAGAUCCCCGUACUUGGCCUCAGCUCACAGAGUCAGCGGCCUGAUGAUGGCAAACCACACAAGCAUCUCCUCUUUGUUCGAGCGAACAUGCAGGCAGUACGACAAACUACGAAAGCGCGAGGCUUUCCUGGAGCAGUUUCGCAAAGAGGACAUGUUCAAAGACAACUUUGAUGAGCUAGACAACUCUCGCGAAGUCGUCCAGCAGCUGGUGGACGAGUACACCGCAGCAACGCGGCCCGACUACAUUUCCUGGGGAACGCAAGAACAAUGAGCAGACUUUAAACUCGGCUUGGUGCUACAAGGUCUUCUAGAUUAGAUCUACGUAACAUUAGAGUCUCACCUGUUUGGCUGUUGCUGCUUCUGAAAAAUAUUUAAUGGUUUGUUGUAGCGUGCGAUUAGUUUUGUCUUUUAAAGAGAAGAAAAGGUGGGGGCUUGAUGUAAACACCAACUUUCAUCUUAACCAAAGUCUUUAACACCCUGCAGAAUCCCAUGUAAAGUAGUCCUUCCCUUAAUGAACAGCUCAGUGAAAGUACUUUUUAUUGCAUGCCAGUACUUCAGUAAUAUUGUGCACAAAAUUAAUAUUCUCUUGUUGGUUAUUCUGCCCCACAUGUCUUGUAGCCUAUAAUUUUUCUGCAAUGUAAAAUUGCCUGUUGCCUUGUUUUGCUCUAUUUUUCUACAGAGUACAGUUUAGUUUUGUGGAUUUACAGGAACAUGCCUAUAGAACGACUGUAGGACAGGGAGAGUACAUAGCUUUAUGGGUAAUGUAGGUUUAUGCCACGCCUCACACUUCUAUCCAUCUCUCUGCUGCUGAUACGCAGCUCAUCUUUUUCAUGACCAACAAGAAUGUCAAGUUCAGGUUAGACUGAUGUUAAAACAUCCGUCAUUUGAGCUGUGCAAAUAUGUUUUAAAGAAUUUGUCCUCAAAGUUAGUUUCCACAGAUAAACAUGGUGUAUGAGGCUCAAACUGCUGUAAAUACUAAGGUUUGGCUCUUUGGGAUAAUCUGUGUCAUUAAAAGUGAAUUCUGUUCCAUGUUGCUUUGCUUGUUGGACCUGUAUGGUGAAUAAAUCUUUUUUUCUAUGA